This is a messenger RNA of Rhodotorula toruloides NP11, 2748 nucleotides long. RefSeq lists its product as uncharacterized. The record is from RefSeq and is a predicted model, not a curated record. NCBI's taxonomy places the organism in Eukaryota, Fungi, Basidiomycota, Microbotryomycetes, Sporidiobolales, Sporidiobolaceae. The transcript has 9 exons. The coding region runs from base 1 to 2748 and encodes 915 amino acids.
AUGUCGACUUCGCCGUCCUCGCCUGCCCUCUCGACGACGAGCUCGGUAGACGGACAACGGUCGGCGAGGGACGAGGGAUAUGCGCGAGAUGGAGGCGGGAAUGGCAGCGCGAUGCAGGACGGGCGCGAGACCCCCUACCUCCGUCCGCUUUUCGCAGGUCAAACGUAUUCCGAGUCGGUAUCUGUCGAUGGCUUGAUCUCGAGGAGACGGCGACGCCGGGCGCUCAUCAUCAUCGUCCCGCCGCCCAUCCUGCUAUCAGCCUUUUCCUCUUCCGCCAGCUUGUUCUCGAUUGCAUACGGUCCGCCCGAGCGCUUCGAGAGCGGUGCCCUCAUGUCUCUUCAAGGCAGUCUCGGUGCCCAACUCGCUCUCAUCGCCCGCGAGUACGGCCUACCUUCGAUCGCCGGCCUCUCCCUCUACCUCUCUGUACCGGAGAGCCUGCCAGCAGCGCCUCAUGCGCACGCCCACGCCGGUCCUCCGCCAAAAAGAUACGCUCCUCGGCUGACGGCAGAGACCUGGUCUACCCUGUGGUCCGCCUUUUUCGAGGGCACGAGCGACGAGUACACGAGCUCAGGUGCGCCGAGUCUGCCUAUCGCUGGCCGCAUUGAGUUCGACUUUGAUCUCAGUCGCGCGACAUGGCUUCGCGAGCUCGUCGAGGAUGCCCCGCCUCGCACUCUUCGGUUGCAGCAUCCUUUCAACCUGCCCAGCGCGCACGAGUCGCCCGCUAGCCAAGCUGAAGCUCGCUCGAUCUCCCUUGACGACACCGAAAACGAUGGAACGGUUGAUUCGGCGCAUGCGGAAGAUAAUGGAUCCGUCCUCGCCGACUACAUCGAGACCACCCAGAGCUCGUCUUCCAUCCGAACCUCGACUCCGCGCGCCAGCAUCACCUCGCCUCCUCCUCCCCCCAGCGUCCCUCUUGCAGCUAUGAUCAACGACAGCGGUUUCGCCGAACCGAGCCUCGCCGCGAAAGACACUUGCAGCUCGCCCACUCAGCUCAAUCGCAGCUUCACCUUCCCGCCCUCCACCGCAAGCCCCGCCCGAGGUGGCGCCGCAUCAAUCAGCCUUUUCCGCGCAUCUAACGAUGCAGGCCGGCUAGGCGAGAACGAUUGGACGGCACAGCUCGACCGACUUCGCGAAAUCAGCGAGACGUCAAUGCUCGAGGGAGUCGAGCAUGCCAGCCAGCUUGGUAGCUUCGACGCCUCGGGCUCGCUUGGCGAGCUCUUGAUGAGCAUUGUGGAGGAGGAGCGAGACGACGAGGUCGCACCUACGACGGCCGACGUCGUCGACAUGGUCCAGUCCGUUGAAGCUGCCGGCGCAACGCAGCUGGUCGCGCCAGUCCGCCCUUCGGCUUCGUUCCAGCUUCCUUACCCGGUCAUUCAGCCGUACCCUCCUGUCUAUCCCAGCAUCAACCUGUAUCCUUCCAUUGAGCGAUUCGGUACCGCGUUCGAGCGCCAAGACGAGCCAUACGACGCCCUUCGCGCCAACGUCGACUCGCCAACGGAUGAAGCAACUCACGACCCGCUCGUUCCCGACAUCGCCCUCUCCCUGGCUGUCGAGCCGACACAUACCGCCAACCCUCAAGGCGACUUUGACUUCCCAGCUCAUCUCUCGCUCGACCCGCUCACGCGCGCUGCCGGGCCUGCCUCGCCUCUCCCCUCCCCGACCAUCACGCCCGCCUCGCUAAGUCGCAGCUCGACCUCCUCCUCCUCUGACGCCCAUGACUACCCAGUUGAUUUCGACGACUACACGCUCGAGGUGACAGAGGCGCUCUCCUCGACUUUGGACUACAGUGGCGAGCUGGACUCGCUAGGUCUUGACCACGCAGACGACUACUUCGUCCUUAACACGAGUCAAGCGCCGCUCGAUGGUAGCUCUGACAGCGAGAGUGAUACGGAGAGUCAGUCUUCAACGGAGGAAGACGCUGCGGUAGACCGGGAACUCGGCGGUUUGGUCGAAGUCGACGACGCCUGUCGAACAUUCGAUGUCCCCUCAUCGCCUCUUCCUCCUUCACCGGAACCCGUCCUCUUCGCUUUCCACUCUCUCGCAGAAUCUCGCGACUUGCUCGAUGCUGUCGCUCUCUUCGUCCUGGAAGCCCAGGGUCAAUCGAUCGACCGACGAGGUGCUUUCAGCGUUGCCGUUGGCGGAACGAGCGCUCCUCUCUCGCUUCUGCAAAAGGCUCUGGAGGGUCACAGUCGAGUACGCUGGGACCACUGGGAGGUCGCCUGUCCUUCAGGUCUUCCCGAAGGCGUUCUCGAGGCUUUCGGCGCGGCUGUCCCCCUCGCUCGCAUACGUCGUCACGACUCGACUGCCCUCCGACUAGCAGCGAAGGAAGCGGCUGAAGACGACCGCGAAGAAGCGGACGACAGCCAGGUCGACAAGAAGGCUUCACCUCGCUUCGACCUGGCGCUCCUUGACAUCAACCAAGAUCUCGGUCAACUCGAAACCCCGAACUCGCCUGCGCAGGCUCCGCGACUCCUCGACGACCUUGACCGCAAGGCCCCCAACGAUCCUUUCUCCCUCUCACAUCUCGCCACCUCUCGCCGUCUAACCUACAUCGCCAUCGGAGCAUCUCAGCACUCCUCGCUUCGGAACCUUCUCAGGUCGAGCGACUCGCUUCGCCGCCUCGACCUCGCCAACGGCCACCCUGCGGCGAUCUUUGCCGAUGAAGACGCGGUGGAAGACAUUGACUACCCGCGCUCGGCGUUCUGGGACGGCGAGGAGGAGUCGGCAGAUUCUCGAGCGGAAGUGUAG